CCUUGCCCCUCAACCAAAUCCUCCACUCUUGAAACCAUGUGCUACUACAGCAACUACUAUGGUGGUCUGCGUUAUGGCUAUGGAGGCCUGGGCGGUGGCUAUGGCCGUGGCUAUGGUGGCUAUGGAUAUGGCUGCUGCCGCCCAUCUUGCUAUGGAAGAUACUGGUCCUGUGGCUUCUACUGA
Gorilla gorilla gorilla (western lowland gorilla) is the source of this 183-nucleotide messenger RNA. RefSeq names its product keratin associated protein 20-2 (gene KRTAP20-2). The coding region runs from base 37 to 183 and encodes 48 amino acids. NCBI's taxonomy places the organism in Eukaryota, Metazoa, Chordata, Mammalia, Primates, Hominidae. The record is from RefSeq and is a predicted model, not a curated record. The transcript has a single exon.